ACCAGAACUGUGACUGUAAGUUGCGGAAAGUAAACCACCACUGCGUUAGACAUUUCCUCUGCCUCCCCCACUGGCAGCUGACUUUCCUCCCCGCCCAGAUUUUUGUUCACCGCGUUAUAUCUAAAUUUUGUCAACUGGGACUGUUUCUUGAGAGGCCCUUCAAUUGGAUUCAGUUUAGUUGAAAUCUGACAAUCAAGGAUCACCAGAUUGAGAACUGCAGAAAAAUGGCUAUGGUUGCUUCUGCUCCCGGGAAGGUUUUAGUGACUGGUGGAUACCUCAUUUUGGAGAGGCCUAAUGCUGGGAUUGUACUAAGUACAAAUGCUCGAUUUUAUGCAAUUGUAAAACCGCUUUAUGAGGAAAUUAAACCUGAAAGUUGGGCGUGGGCAUGGACGGAUGUGAAAUUGACUUCUCCUCAGAUGGCAAGAGAAGCUAUGUACAAAUUGUCGCUUAAGCAUCUCCUGCUUCAGUGCGUUUCUUCAAGUGACUCAAGGAACCCGUUUGUAGAGUAUGCACUGCAAUAUGCAAUCGCAGCAGCACGUGCCACAUUUGACAAAAAUAAGAAGGAAGAGUUGCAUAAACUGUUGUUGCUAGGUCUUGACAUUACAAUAUUAGGUUGCAAUGAAUUUUAUUCAUAUAGGAAUCAGAUCAAAGCACGUGGGCUUCCGUUGACUCCGGAGUCAUUGGCUUCCCUUCCACCUUUUACUUCCAUUACCUUCAAUGUAGAAGAAUCAGGUGGGCAAAAUUGCAAGCCUGAAGUUGCCAAAACUGGAUUGGGCUCAUCGGCAGCUAUGACAACUGCCGUCGUUGCUGCUUUACUUCAUUACCUUAGAGUAGUUAAUCUUCCUUCCUUGGCCAAUGGUCAUCUUCAAGGGAAUGAAGGGGCUAAAGAAAUGGAUGUUGUACAUAUCAUUGCUCAAACAGCUCACUGUAUUGCACAGGGUAAAGUGGGUAGCGGUUUUGAUGUGAGUUCUGCUGUUUAUGGCAGUCAGCGGUAUAUUAGGUUUUCACCAGAAGUACUUGCUUCUGCUCAGAAUGCUGUUCAAGGAAUGUCGAUAGAAGAUGCCAUAGCUGAUGUGCUAAAAGCCAAUUGGGAUCACGAGCGGACUACAUUUUCAUUGCCUCCGAUGAUGACUCUAUUACUAGGAGAACCAGGAACAGGUGGAUCAUCAACACCCUCAAUGGUUGGUGCUGUAAGGAAGUGGCAAAAGGCUGACCCUCAGAACGCUUUGGAUACAUGGAAGAAGUUGUCAGAAUCAAACUCUGCCCUUGAGUUUUACCUCAGCACCUUAAGCAAAUUGGCAGAAAAUAAUUAUGAUAUUUAUAGAAGUGCCAUUGACAACUGCAGCAAGCUAACAUCAGAGAAGUGGGCAGAGGGACUCACUGAACCAAACCAAAUAGAAGUUGUCAAGGCACUAUUAGGUGCUAGAGAUGCCAUGCUUGGUAUCAGGUGUAACAUGCGGAAGAUGGGCGAGGCAGCUGGAAUUCCUAUAGAACCUGAAUCACAAACUCGACUGCUGGAUACAACAAUGAACAUGCAAGGAGUCCUCUUGGCUGGUGUUCCUGGUGCGGGUGGGUUCGACGCAGUCUUUGCUGUCACCUUGGGUGCUGCAAGCAGCAAUGUGUUCAAAGUUUGGAGUUCACUCAAUGUUCUUGCCUUGCUAGUGAGAGAAGAUCCUUGUGGGGUCCGUUUAGAGACCAAUGAUCCACGAGCAACACAAAUCACAACUGCUGUUUCUUUAAUGCACAUCGAAUGAAAUUUGCAACUACUAGCAAACGGAGUUCAGGUAACACAUUGUAAUAUUUCCAA
This is a messenger RNA of Sesamum indicum (sesame), 1807 nucleotides long. RefSeq names its product phosphomevalonate kinase, peroxisomal. NCBI's taxonomy places the organism in Eukaryota, Viridiplantae, Streptophyta, Magnoliopsida, Lamiales, Pedaliaceae. The record is from RefSeq and is a predicted model, not a curated record. Gene Ontology annotation, cellular component: peroxisome. Gene Ontology annotation, biological process: isopentenyl diphosphate biosynthetic process, mevalonate pathway. Gene Ontology annotation, molecular function: phosphomevalonate kinase activity; ATP binding.